Molecule: messenger RNA, 2492 nt
Organism: Notolabrus celidotus (New Zealand spotty)
Lineage: Eukaryota; Metazoa; Chordata; Actinopteri; Labriformes; Labridae
Exons: 14
Coding region: 235-2034 (599 amino acids)
Biological process (GO): sodium ion transmembrane transport
Cellular component (GO): membrane
Source: RefSeq, a predicted model, not a curated record
GCACAAACAAUGAAUAUAAUGGCUUUUCGUCCUUGAGACGGGAGUAUCGAUUUACAUAGACCCAAAAGAAAAUUCUACACGGCUUUUAUUUUGGAAAGAGGCGGGUGUAAAACUCGCUGACUUGACUGCAGCCGAAGUGGUGAUAAUGGAAAGGACAGUGGCAGAUAUGCCAGUGCCUUAGACUCAUCUGGAUGACAGGGGGAUAGACGGACUGGGCUUCUGAGAAGUUACAGAAUGGAGGUCGAAGCUGAAGAUUCAAGGAAACCCACUGAGGACGGAGAUUUUGCUCUGAAACCUAUGGACCUUAAAGUGAUGACCGAGCCAUCAGCGGAGACGGAGGCGCAGAGACCCACGUGGAGUGGGCGGCUUGAGUUCAUCCUCGCAUCGGUGGGAUACGCGGUGGGACUGGGCAAUGUCUGGAGGUUUCCCUACCUGUGCUACAGCAGUGGUGGAGGUGCCUUCAUGGUGCCCUAUCUUAUCAUGGUGGUCCUGUGUGGUCUUCCUCUGCUCUUUAUGGAGUAUGCUAUUGGGCAGCACACUCGCAUAGGGCCAGUGCAUGCUUUCACCAGGAUCUGUCCAUUGUUAAAAGGUGUCGGCCUGGCCACAGUUGUUAUCUCCUUCGUGUACUCUACCUACUACAAUGUGCUCAUGAGCUGGGCACUUUUCUAUUUGUUCAACACAUUUGGAGCGACCCUCCCUUGGACCACCUGCAACAACACCUGGAAUGUUGUCGCCAACUGUUCCAGUGGUUUCCCCGGCAAUGCAACAGACCUGCAGUCGGCCAGCCAGCAGUUCUUUGACCAUAGACUUCUGCAGAAAACCAGUGGCAUUGAGGACCUUGGUGGUAUUCGCUUGGAACUCUUCGGCUGUCUUAUUCUUUCCUGGGUCAUUGUGUAUUUGUGCAUUUUCAAAGGAGUUAAAUCCACCGGCAAGGUUGUAUAUUUCACGGCAGUUUUUCCAUACUUCAUCUUAUUCGCCCUUCUCAUUAAUAAUGUGCGGCUUCCUGGAGCAAAGAAUGGCAUCCUCUACUUUGUGACACCGGUCUGGAGCAAACUGUUUGAAGUGAAGGUUUGGGUUAAUGCAGCCGCUCAGGUGUUUAACUCCAUUGGAAUAGCAUUUGGCUCCAUGAUUUCCAUGGCUAGUUACAACAAGUUUAACAACAACAUUCUCAGGGAUGCUUUAAUUGUAGCAUGCACCAACUCAUUUACAAGUAUCCUGGCAGGCUUUGUGAUCUUCUCAGCCAUUGGCUACAUGGCUCAUAUUCAUAAUCUCCCAGUAGACAAUAUAGCUACAGAUGGUCCUGGUUUGGUGUUUGUUGUGUACCCUGAAGUACUCUCCACCAUGCCUGUCUAUCAGCUGUGGGCUCCUCUGUUUUUCUUCAUGCUGCUGUGUCUGGGUCUGGACAGCCAGUUUGCCACAGUGGAUGUCGCUGUAACGUUCAUAAAAGACGAGUUUGGCCCCAGCCUUCUUCGCUUCCUCAAGAGAGAAGAGCUGGUUACCCUGGCUGUGUGCAUCGUUGGCUUUAUCCUGGGGAUUCCUCACAUUACAAAGGGUGGUAUUUAUGUGUUUCAGCUGAUGGACCAUUACACUGCAGUGGUGUCCCUCGUUUUCCUAGCUUUCUUUGAAGUUGUAGCUGUCUGCUGGAUCUUUGGUGUCCCAAAAAUCUCCUUAAUGGUGAAGAGGAUGCUUGGAAAAACUCCUAACAUUUUCUUCCGUGCCUGUUGGCAGGUGCUCUGUCCCAUGUUAGUGCUGUGUAUACUGACCUCCAGCAUUGCCCAGUACACUCCUGCUCGCUAUGGGACGUACACAUACCCAUUGUGGGCUGAGUAUGUGGGCUGGGGCAUCUCACUGGUCUCCAUAGUUUGGAUCCCAAUUGGAGCCAUUCAAGAGAUGAUAAACAACAAAGGCUCCAUUCUUCAGAGACUUAAAACAGCUAUGACUUCCACCUUAGACCUUGAUGCUGAUGAUUACCUGCUGGAAAAACAGAACCAAGACAACCUGGUUUCAGAAACUUUAUUUAAUUCAAAGACCUGAGUGGGACUUGAGCUAAAUCAAUGUGUGCAUCUCUUCAUAGUAAACCAUGUGCUGAGGGUUUUAAUAAAGUGUAUUUAGUGAUGUAAAGAACUAUAUCUACACUGACACACAGUCUUUAAGUUUUUGUGAUGAUAUUGUAUUGUAUUUUGUAUGUUCUGCCAUGGGGCUGUUUCUCACUGUACGUUUAUUGAACUUUAAAACUCAUAAUAAGUCUUCUUCAACAUAUCCUAUAAUGAAAAUGUGAGAUUUUUGUCAGACAACUGAAGCUUUUAAAAACUAUUUAUGAGUGAGCAUGUGCUCUGCUUUUAUAACACAGGUUUUUACUUUGUCAUAUCUUGACCGCCCGUGAUGUUUCGUGUAGAAUGAAUCUUGGUGACACUGGCUUGCUUGCAUAGUAAUAUUUUUAUUACAAGAAACAACACCAGUACCGAACAUGCACCCGGAAUGCUUGGGAGAAC